AUGCAGGAGGGUUAUUAUGAUAAUGAGUCAAAGACUGAACUCUGUGCAUUUGACAUAAAAACGUGCAUGUGGAAAAUCAAAGUUCAUAGAACAUCUAGAUUAUGUGACAUUAAUGCAUUUAGAGAACAGGCAGCACUAUACAAUUCUAAUGUUCAUAGUUUUAUCUCUGAAGGAUUAGCACUUGUUGAGGAAGGAACUUCAAGCAAUGAAGAAAUUGAAUUAAAUAAAUGGUUUUACGAAUUAUCAAAAAUUAUUUUACAAUCACUCACUUUAAUGUAG
Messenger RNA from Entrophospora sp. SA101, 279 nucleotides. NCBI's taxonomy places the organism in Eukaryota, Fungi, Glomeromycota, Glomeromycetes, Entrophosporales, Entrophosporaceae. The record is from the annotation of a GenBank genome assembly.